Molecule: messenger RNA, 1674 nt
Organism: Phytophthora infestans T30-4
Lineage: Eukaryota; Oomycota; Peronosporomycetes; Peronosporales; Peronosporaceae
Exons: 6
Source: RefSeq, a predicted model, not a curated record
AUGGCUCCUCGUCGCACUCUGGGACUUCACCCGGGAGUCUACUGUUCCUUGGUGCAAAGUCGAGCGAGGCGGCAGCUUGUCAUAUCUGAUGAGGAACCACAAACGAAGGGGCUGCGGAUGACAAACCGAAACGCCUGUGGCGUCACCAAGACCUUAAGUUACGGGACACGUGCCACGUACCUUGCCCGACCAGUGACGUCUUCAAUGAUGGGGUUCCAAGGACCCAUGACCCCGAGAAUGAGGACACAAACGCCGGUUUCGACACCCACCGAAUGCCAAUGGCUGCUAUUCUUUCGUAUUGAGGCGUGUAUAUUCCAGUGCCUGGCUCCACGUGGAACGGUGGAGGUAGUGGAACACCUCAAAGAAGUACGUUCUACUCUCCCUUCCAUGACGUCGACACCUGGGUGGGCUGCUGCUGGAACGAUACCCGCGUGGUCUGGUGCGUCUGCGCGGCAGCCACCUGCCAGCCCCAGAAGCGGAACGUACGGAUUGCCGUUCCAGAGAGCGUCUCCUAUGAAUGUCGCGACGUUCAAAGAGCGCGCAGGGGCUCUAGAACAAGAAGGGAACGUGGGCGCUCAGGGAGGAAGGUACGCACCUAACGCAGUACCUCCGCAAGGGCAAGUGACGAGUCCGCACUACGACCAAGGAGUCCCCAAUGGCUCGCACGGGUCAGAAAGAGGUGCACCGCAGGACGUUCCGAUUGUUGGUAUCCCGACGGAAUUGCGGAACGCUGUGAAAGCUAUCGUUUCGUUCUACUCAGAGACGGCCACGUACAAAAGGGCGGCCGCGUUCUGGCGUUCCUUCGACAGGUGCAUGCUCGGUUUGGACGCCCAAAUGCGGUUGACAGCCUUCGAGCAGUGUCUAAAGGGCACGUUGGGUCAAGAAUGGUGUUACAAUGCGAGGAUUAACGAUUUUGAAACUCUGGGAGCCGUUUUGAACGCGAACUUAGCUGCGUCGAUCCAGGAAGCGUGCGCUUUAUUGCUGUACAAGAAUCUGCACCUCCCUGUGGAAGAAGCGGACGAGUUUGCGAAUAGUAGAACGACGCUGAGGAACGUGAGCGCCGUGACGUCCACACAGUCGCAGAUGCUCCAUCAGCUUCAACAAAUGAACCAGUUGAUGCUGAAGCGGCAGCAGGAUCCUGGCACGUCACAAGGGUUCGUCGGCGCCGUGGCGCCCACGAACGUUCCAAGUUCUAGCGUUCAAGGCCUGCCACGCGUACCACGGAAGGGGAAGUGGUUUGCGGACGCUGUGGACGUGUUGGAUGUGGUCGUGAGACGUGUCCGCGGGGCCAUGGCCGCUAAGAUCGGUGCAACGAGCUUGGGUACUACGCGAUGGAGUGCAACUGGCCGAAACCCCAAGGGAAUUACCGGAGCCGGGAACGUCGCCAAGUGGAAUAUGGCUGCUAUGUGGAACGUGACUGUACCCGCUGAGACGCUGUCCACUCGCUCGAAGCCGUACGAAGGAGCACUCGAAACGAUCACGGAGGACGCAUCUGGCGCCAGGUCAAGUCAGCUCUCGGCAGUCACUGGACAAGUGAGCGCAGGUCAAGAAAGGACAGAAGCUCAGAAGGCCGAGGAAGACAAAGAACGUACUAAGGGGAAGGAUUCGACGCAGCAUUACGAGCGCCUGCUUACCGACGAGGAGCUGGACAUGCUCGAGCACGGUGGCGACCAG